Sardina pilchardus (European sardine) is the source of this 5379-nucleotide messenger RNA. It is a transcript of the gene bmpr1aa, whose product is annotated as bone morphogenetic protein receptor, type IAa. Gene Ontology annotation, biological process: cellular response to growth factor stimulus; dorsal/ventral pattern formation; BMP signaling pathway. Bases 600 to 2183 code for a protein of 527 amino acids. The record is from RefSeq and is a predicted model, not a curated record. Gene Ontology annotation, cellular component: signaling receptor complex; plasma membrane. Lineage: Eukaryota; Metazoa; Chordata; Actinopteri; Clupeiformes; Clupeidae. Gene Ontology annotation, molecular function: SMAD binding; ATP binding; transforming growth factor beta receptor activity, type I. The transcript has 13 exons.
AAUUUGCAGUGAUUGGAAGGCUGGCUCACGAAACAGAGACGGUACGAGUGUGUCCAUUUACGACAGAAGCGCUUCAGAACUGAGAAAGCAUUUCUAAACUGGGUUAUCUCUUGAAGGCAGCUAUCAGCCACGUCUGCCUUCAUUCUCUCCACGCUGUAAGAGGAUUUUAUAUCAAUACAGCGGUCAGAUAUUGGUAAGUUUCCCUCUCUCACACCUGUGCUGAAGCACCCAUGGUGACUAGAUGAGCAAGACUUGGACCUGUCAGUCACCAUCGGACCACCAGCCCACUCCAUCUCAGCAGGACCUCCCACGGCCAACUGAGAAAGACCCAUCAUGCCUCAGCAACAUGGAUCAACCAAUCAGCUAACUGGCCCAGCGGACCCUGUGAGAAGGAAGCUCUGAAGCCCUGACCUCUGAGGCCCUCUUUGCCCCUAAUCUCCCCUCCACCCUCCCCUCCCCUGACCAUCUACCUGUUCCUCGGCCCCUACUCCUGGGCCCGGUGUGCCCUUGCACACGAAAGAGCCGAGAUCGCAGACGCGCACACAGCCGAGAGGAAGACUACAUUUCCAAGCUCGGCUCGUUUCGCAGGUCAAGUCACAAUGCGCGGGACUCUUGUGUGCUUGCUUGAAAUGGGGGUCUGCAUGCUGCUGGUGCUCAGGGUUCAAGCGGGCCAGGGCCAGAACCCGGACGACGUGCUGCACGGUACGGGGAUGAAGUCGGACUCUUCUCGCUCGGGGGACGACAGCACGGUGGCGCCGGAGGACGCCGAGCGCUUCCUCAGCUGCUACUGCUCAGGACACUGCCCCGAGGACGCCAAGAACAGCACCUGCAUGACGAAUGGCCAGUGCUUCGCCAUCAUCGAGGAGGACGAGCACGGCGACGUGUUCCUGACCUCGGGCUGCAUGAAGUUCGAGGGCUCCCGCUUCCAGUGCAAGGACACUCCCAGGGUGCAGACAAGGAGGACCAUUGAGUGCUGCCAGAAAGACUUCUGUAACAGAGACCUCCAGCCCACCCUCCCCCCUCCGCCAGACCCAGAGAACCCUCACUGGCUGGCCUUCCUGAUCUCCAUGACGGUCUGCUGCUGCACCCUCAUCUGUAUCACAGUGGUGUGUUACUACAGGUACAAGUGGCAGACCGAACGCCAGAGAUACCACCGGGACAUGGAGCAGGAUGAUGCCUUCAUCCCAGUGGGAGACUCUCUCAAAGACCUUAUCAACCAGUCACAGACCUCUGGCAGUGGCUCUGGGCUCCCUCUGCUGGUUCAGCGCACCAUCGCCAAGCAAAUCCAGACGGUGCGUCUGAUCGGGAAGGGCCGCUACGGGGAGGUGUGGCUGGGACGCUGGCGGGGAGAGAAGGUGGCGGUCAAGGUCUUCUUCACCCGCGAGGAGGCCAGCUGGUUCCGAGAGACCGAGAUCUACCAGACUGUUCUCAUGAGGCACGAGAACAUACUGGGCUUCAUCGCGGCUGACAUCAACGGCACGGGCGCCUCCACGCAGCUGUACCUGAUCACGGACUACCACGAGAACGGCUCGCUGGGCGACUACCUCAAGUUCACCACGCUGGACACGGCGGCGCUGCUGCGGCUGGCCUACUCGGCCGCCUGCGGCCUGUGCCACCUGCACACCGAGAUCUACGGCACGCAGGGCAAGCCGGCCAUCGCCCACCGCGACCUCAAGAGCAAGAACAUCCUCAUCAAGAAGAACGGCACCUGCUGCAUCGCCGACCUCGGCCUGGCCGUCAAGUUCAAUAGUGACACCAAUGAGGUGGACGUCCCCCUGAACACGCGCGUGGGCACGCGGCGAUACAUGGCGCCCGAGGUCUUGAACGAGACCUUGAACAAGAACCACUUCCUGGCGUACAUCAUGGCCGACAUCUACAGCUACGGCUUGGUGGUGUGGGAGAUGGCACGGCGCUGUGUCACCGGAGGAAUAGCUGAGGAGUACCAGCUGCCAUACUACGAGAUGGUGCCGUCAGACCCGUCCUACGAGGACAUGCUGGAGGUGGUGUGUGUCAAAGGCCUGCGGCCGACUGUGUCCAACCGCUGGAACAGCGACGAGUGCCUGCGAGCCAUGCUGAAGCUGAUGUCCGAGUGCUGGGCCCCCAACCCCGCCUCGCGGCUCACCAUCCUCCGGGUCAAGAAGACCCUCGCCAAGAUGGUGGAAUCGCAAGACAUCAAAAUCUGAGCACUCCCAGCCCUCCCAAGUCUUCUCCCAUCACUCCCUCUCUCUCCCUCCCACACACUACUUCACUCUCAGGUUCUGGUCAGGAACAGGGGCUUUGAACUUUGAACUCUCAGAGACAAUGAAUGAAGUGCUCAUGCUGACAGGAGAUGAGACACACUCACACACACACACACACACACACACACACACACACACACAGAUGUGACAUGUGUACACUGCUGGUUCGUGUGAUGACUGUGACCGAGGACAAUGGAAACUAUGCCAGCAUAUGGACGUGGUGUGUGUGCAUGUGUGUGUGUGUGUGUGUGUGUGUGUGUGUGUGUGUGUGUGUAUCUGUGUGUCCCCAUGCUGUGAUGAUGGCAUGUGUGUCUUCGUCUCCACCUGAAACCCUUCUCUGGCCAGAGCAGGAGAGGACCGUCGUCUUCCUCAGUGCUUUCUGUGAAAGCUGGAUUCUGUGCAAGGAGAGGAAGGACAAACCUCCACACACACACACUACACCACAAGAUGAGAAUACGAGACUACACACCGAGACUCAAAUGGAAACGAAAAACGAACUAACUUUACUGCCUUAGAGAAAUUCCUCGGCCAAUCUUUUGUUGUCAAUGUUUUUGUUUUAUAUUUUUUUAUUCCUUCCCCUUGCUUCCAGCUCAAUCCAUUUAUGUUUGUGCCGUUUCUGCCUCCUGCCAUAACACUACACCAAGGUACUAUUCUUAACUCCCGACCUCCUCUGCGUUGUGCUUUUUGAAGGUCAUUCUGGUCUAGCAAGUCUGUAGGUUGUGUUGCUAUAGUAAUGGGACAGGUCAUAUGAGGCCUUGUCCUGAGGCUGCAGAAUGAUUGUGGUGCUACUGUGUGACAAGUGUCCGUCUGGUCAUUUUGGCUGCUUUUUUUAAUUUUUUUUAAACCAGGUCCAUGAACACAAUAGCAAAGAUGGUUCAUGCUGUAGCCAUGCCGCUGUGCUUCUCUGCUUAUCCUCAGCUUACCUUAAGACACCUACCUAAUGCACACACACACACAAACACGUGCACACAUACGCGCAUAUACCAUUAGUUCACUAUACGGAAGUGUCCUGGAGUUCGAGAUGCAGCCUUAUAGCAAUGCAUUUGCCAUUCAACAGUCCAGCUAGUGUUCUCCCCUUUCACUCAACCUGCCUGGACGCAGGUUCUCAGGAGUCUUACUAUGCAAGCAUGUUUUUGGGGGAAGGGUCAUGACCCCUUUUCCCUCCGAAAACAAACAGCCCUUCCUGGUAUGAUGUGGCAGCUUCACGGGGAGGUGGCAUUGAGGUGCGCCCGUGGCACUUUGUCAAGAGAGGACGAGUGGCAGAGAGCACUAACUGUUUGCCUAGUGCAUGGCUUAGAUACUGGACUUGACUUCUCAUUGGUUGGUUUAAAGCCGCGACGCGUAAAAUGGGCAGUGCUCAUGAAAUGGUACGGAGUGUGUGUAUAUGAGCUCCUCACUUUCCUGUGAUAGUGUGUCGGCUCAUGACUGUUUCUCUGCUUACUUUAAAAAGACAUACAACAAUAUGCCAAUGUUUUCACGUCCAGCAUACCUUUAUACUUGUACAAGCUUUAACAGUGUAGCAUGCUUCCAGCCAGACAUGUCUUAGCCACCAUUGCCUUGCCUAGGCCUCUGCAGGUCCAAAGAGUACUUGUUCUUUGCAAAAUUUGCUUUUUGUCUGAGCAAGGAGACCCAACAGGCAGUCAGAUCCAGCGGAGAGUCCAAGAAUUCUGUCAGGCUCCUUGGCUAAGUUGUAGAGCCUUUUUUUUGUUUUGUUUGUUUAUUUCCAUAGAUUCCAGAGAUCAAAAGUAUGACCAGGCAAAGGCCUGUUCCGGUUGAAUUAUCAGAAAAAUAGGCAAGACAAAAAAGGGUCAUGCAUUCCAUGACACAGUUCUCCAACUGACUCUCUGCAAGUGCGUACGGAUUGAGUUGGAUUUCGAUAUGGUCCAUAAUGUCACAGUGCAAUACAAUGCUUUCAGUGCUCUGUUUUCAAAUAUGCUCUCUGGAAGGGACAGCUGUAACUCUGUCGGGCAUAUCAACUCAGACCUUGUUUGUGGUUUGUCUUCAUACCAUCGAGUUUAUAGGGCUGAUGAUUUCUGCCUGACACCUACCAGUAGACAGCAACUACAGGAACUAGUGAAAACUCAUGCUCGUGCAAUAUUAACUCAGAAAUGACCUCACUCAUGUUCACACACUUUGCUUUAAAUGUCAGCGCUACCCUAUCUUUAGAGUUCACUAACUGAUGCUUCCUCCCGAAAAAAAAAAAAAGAUUUUUAUGCACAUAUUCUGUAAUGUGUUGUCAACAAAUAUGGCUUUAUUUAUCAGUGUUGAUCUCAAUAUUGGUACAGGAAUCACUCUGAGAAAAACAUUAAUUUGGGUAACCCUUUGUUUUAACUUGUACAUAUACAAAUGACACAAAAAUCAAUUCAAGAUUAACCUAAAUAUAUUAUAACUCUUUACAGAGUGAUAUUUGAAAGAAAAUAAUGUUGAAAAAUAAUGCUUAACACCUGAUAAAAUACGAGAAGACACAAUUACUAUACACAAUGGCUUUCUCCUCAAACAUUGCUCCAUUCCGUUGUGUAGCCUUCUGAUCUUCCUAUGUGUCCCUUUCGCUACAGCUUUGCCAGUACAUAGUCAAAGAGUGCAUCUUAUAGCCAAGUAGAUGUAGGGUUUGGAGCUACUCCACUUCCUCUGUGUCUCUAAUGUCAGCCUUUAGUCUCCUGAGAAAAGUAGUGCAUUGAAUGUCCACUAUUGUGCAUUGUUUCAUAAUCAUGAAGAGUAUAGAUAUGAGGUGACCGGCAUGUUUUUUGUGUACGUGUGUGUAAAUGCGGAGAUAUUGAGAGAGAGAGUGUGUGUGUGUGUGUGUGUGUGUGUGUAGGUGCACAUGUGUAUGUCAAAUUCGCACGUCCAAGAACUUGUAUUUGUAAAAUUUGCAGUUAUGGAAUAAAGCAUAAUGUACAUAUGGUAGAUAUUUAAAUAUGCUUCUCCAGAAAACCACAAUUAGUCAUGUUUUGGUGUAAUAUUCAAGAAAGUUAUCUAUAUUAACCCCCUAAUAUGUAAUUGCCUUUUUUGUACAGCAUCUGGUUGUAAAGGUGCCUUAUGAGUUUACUAAAGAAAGCAUACUCUGUACAAAGACUGUUCAUUGUAUCACUUUAUAAGUAAAUAACAUUAUUUUAGUACACAACCUUGUGACGCUCCUUUU